Molecule: messenger RNA, 3836 nt
Organism: Astyanax mexicanus (Mexican tetra)
Lineage: Eukaryota; Metazoa; Chordata; Actinopteri; Characiformes; Acestrorhamphidae
Gene: nefma
Product: neurofilament medium chain a
Exons: 3
Coding region: 142-2883 (913 amino acids)
Biological process (GO): neurofilament bundle assembly
Cellular component (GO): intermediate filament; postsynaptic intermediate filament cytoskeleton; cytoplasm
Molecular function (GO): structural constituent of cytoskeleton
Source: RefSeq, a predicted model, not a curated record
CCGUGAGAGCCAGCCACACACAUAUACACACACUCAUACAUACACACACAUAUACACACACACAUACACAUAUAUCCCCCCUUUCUCCCCCCCUUUCGCCUGUCACCUGUCUGUCUACCUGUCUGCGUGCCACCUGCACGGAUGAGUUUCUCCGUAGACUCUAUAGGAAGCCCGUUCCGGAGGACGAUGGAUACGCGGACGAGCUACAGCCGCAGCAGCGGCGUCGGGACGCCCAGCAGCGGCUUCCGCUCUCAGACCGCCUCCUGGUCCCGGGCCAGCCCCGUGUCUUCCUCCGCCUCCGUCUACAAGCGCGGCGUGAACGUGCCGGUGCCGGCGGCGGCGCGCGCCUACAGCUCCGUGGUGCUGAGCAGCGUGUCCGACAGCGCGGACCUGAGCGCGGUGGACCCCGACUACAACAAGCGCGCCAACGAGAAGGAGCAGCUGCAGGGUCUGAACGACCGCUUCGCCGUGUACAUCGACAAGGUGCACUACCUGGAGCAGCAGAACCGGCAGAUCGAGGACGAGAUCCACGCGCUGCGCCAGAAGCAGGUGUCGCAGUCGCAGCUGGGCGAGCUGUACGAGCGCGAGCUGGGCGAGCUGCGCGCCGCGCUUGAGACCGCGCACCGCGAGCGGGCUCAGGUGCAGCUGGACACGGAGCGCGCCGAGGAGGACGCGCAGCGGCUGCGUGAGCGCCUGGACGACGAGGCGCGCGCGCGCGACGAGGCCGAGGCGGCGGCGCGUUCUCUGAGGCGCGACGCGGGCGACGCGGCGCUCGCGCGCCAGGAGCUGGAGAAGAAGGUGCGCUCGCUGCAGGAUGAGGUGGCGUUCGUGCGCGGCAACCACGAGGAGGAGGUGGGCGAGCUGCUCGUGCAGGUGCAGGAGGCCACGCACGCCGCCGCCGACAAGCGCGAGCACAGCCGCGCCGACCUGACCGAGGCGCUGCGCGAUAUCCGCGCGCAGCUCGAGGGCCACUCAGCGCACAACCUGCAGCAGGUGGAGGACUGGUUCGUGGGCCGCUACGCCAAGCUGACCGAGGCUGCCGAGCAGAACAAGGACGCCAUACGGAGCGCGCGCGACGAGAUCGCGGACUACCGGCGCCAGCUGCAGGCCAAGACCGUGGAGCUGGAGGCCGUGCGCGGCACCAAGGACUCGCUGGAGAGGCAGCUGACCGACGUGGAGGAGAGGCACUGCUCCGACCUGGGCGGACUACAGGAAACCAUCCACCAGCUGGAUAACGAGCUGAAGAGCACGAAAUGGGAGAUGGCUCGACACCUACGCGAAUACCAAGACCUUCUCAAUGUCAAAAUGGCGUUAGACAUUGAGAUUGCAGCAUACAGGAAACUCCUUGAAGGAGAGGAAACCCACUUCAGCACCUUCCCUUACCGCCAGUCCGUCAGCAAAGGCCCCAAGGUCAAAUCCGAACCCCCCAAGCUGAGGGUGCAGCACAAGUUCGUGGAGGAGAUCAUCGAGGAGACCAGAGUGGAGGACGAGAAAUCAGAGCUGGACGAGGCCCUGGCAGAGAUGGCGGAAGAGCUUGCUGCAGAAAAGCAAGAGGAUGAGGGAGAAGAGGAAGCAGAAGGUGAAGAAGAAGCUGAAGAAGAGGGAAAAGAAGACGAGGGAGAGGCAGAGGCAGAAGAGGGCGAAGGUGAAGGUGAAGGCGAAGGUGAAGCAGAAGCAGAAGAGGAAGAAGAAGUUGUCGCUUCAACCCAAGCCAAAAAAGUGAGCGCCAGUGCUCCCGCAGAUGAAGCCGAGGAAGCCGAAGAGGGAGAGAAGAAAGGAGGUGAUGACGAGGAAGAAGAAGCAGCAGCAGAAGAAGGUGAGGAAGAAAAAGGAGACGAUGAAGAAGGAGAGGAAGGAGAGGGAGAGAAAGAAGAAGAAGGUGAGGAAGCUGAGGAAGGUGAGGACAAAGACGGAGAGCAAGAAGAGGAAGCUGAGGAGAAGGUUUCAAGCGCUAAGGCACCCGAAUCAAAAGCCGUGCCAGAGAAAGAGAAGGAGGAGGAGAAGGCUGGAGAGGAGGCCAGCGGUGGAGAAGAGGAAGGAGGAGAGGAAGAAGAGGAGGCUGAGGAGAAAGAGGAAGCUGUGACGGAGGACAAAGCAGAACCAGAGAAAAAGGGCGAGGACAAAAAGGCCAAGGAAGAAGUCGAGAAAGAGGACAAGAAAGGAAAAGAAGAGGCCAAGAGCGAGAAAGACAAAGCCACUGUGACCAGUGAUUCCCCUAAAGCAGAAUCUCCUAAAGCAGAAUCUCCUAAAGCAGAGUCUCCUAAAGCAGAAUCUCCCAAAGCAGAAUCUCCUAAAGCAGAAUCUCCUAAAGCAGAAUCUCCCAAGGCAGAAUCACCAAAGGCUGGCUCUCCAAAGAGCGAAAAACCUAAAGAGGCACCCAAGACAGAAGCUCCAAAAGCAGAAGAGACAAAGAAAGAAGCUCCCAAGAGCGAAAGUCCCAAGAAGGAAGAGCCCAAAGCAGAGCCUCCCAAGAAAGAAACUGCAAAGACAGAACCACCAAAAGCCACCGAACCAGCUGAGAAGGCCAGCAAAAAGACCGAGGCGCCUGCAGAGCCUGAAGAAAAGAAGGCGGACAAGAAAGACGCUCCUUCCGACAAAGCCGACAAAGAAAGCAAGAAAGAAGCCGAUGACAAGAAAGACGUGAUCUCAAACGGAGUGGACGAAAGCCCCACCAAAGACGACUCCAGCCAGAAGGUGGUGAUCACCAAGACUGUGGAGACCAUCACUACCGGAGAGGACGGAGCCAAGCAUGUCACCAAGUCUGUAACCGUCACCGAGACAGUGAAGGAGGUGGAUGAGGUGGUGCAGGAGAAGCUGGUGGCCACCAAAAAGGUGGAGAAGGUGUCCACGCAGUCGGUGAAGCAGGUGACGGAAACCGAGUAAAGAAGAAGCACUUCUUCAGACGUCAUUCGAGGAGAGACGAGGAGCCGUGGAGUAAACGGCGGAGGAGCAGGAGGAGGACACUGACACUAGCAAUCAAAUCUGAACUAACAUUGCAAAGAAAACAUAAAGCUAGAUAAAGAUGUACUUAAUUACGUUAACCACCGUCAAGAUUUAACAAACAAAAUAAAAAAAGCAUAGAAGCAGAGAGAAGCCAUACGACGCGGCAAGCUAAAAUUCUAAAUGCAUGUUGAGUGACAGCUUUAAAUUGGAUUCGCUGCAGAUGCGGGUCGGGGGUAUCGUGGGCUUAGACCUAUUUCUUUCCGUGUGCAAUAGCUGGGGACCUGGGGGCACUGGGGAUAGGGCGUCUGCAUGCCAGCUCAGGGGGGGAGCACGCUCCCCAUUCCUUGGGGUAGAAAAAUCUGUAUGUAUCUGUAUGUAUGGAAGUAUUAUAGAGAUUUGCACAGCUUACGAAUGGAUGCUGAGAGAGUGGCGUAUACAUGUCGAGAAGUCCGUCUAAAUGCUUAUUUUGACAAUAACAUGGGUAGGGCGAUCUAUAGGGCGUUCUGUGAAGAAAUGUGUUUUCCGACUAAGUAGCCUUACUAAUACAAAUGCGAGGAUACCAACUGAGCCAAACAAAUACAACAACAUAAGUCAGUUAAAAACAAAAGGAUGACAGCAGUCACAAUAAGCCCAUUAACCAUAUACAUACAGUACAUGAAGCGACUAAGAAACUCCUAGCCUUAAACAUGCUUUUUACCGUCAUCGGUUACGUUUACGUUAUGAGUGCAAAUGAAAAUAAACAUGAUUGUGCGCGCACAUACAUUCUUGAAUGCAUAGGAUGGACUUGAAUUUAAAUUCCUAACAUUAAUGAGGUGCUACUGUUUGCAAUCCCAUGUCUUUAUUCAUCAUGAUGAAUUUCAGCGUUUGCUCAAUAAACAUCAUAAGAAAAGAUG